UCCUUCUUUGUAAAUCACUGCAGUGUUUCCUCAUUCUCAGAGUCAAAACAACACUCUGACUGAAGUCAAAGGUAGGUGAAGCUUAUCAGUGCAGGUUUAUAGACCAAUAUUCAUCUGAGACUAAAGACUCAUCGUGAAUCAAUCACUGCUUUGAGACCUGCACAAGGAAAUAACAAGGAACAAAACUUUCUCAGGACCAAACUGAAGUGUUUAUUCAACACUUUAUUCAACAGAAGUGGGCCAAAACUGAACCAAACCUAGGUAAGGAGAAGCACAGACCAUUAGCUGGACGAUGUCUGUGCCAACCAGAGUUGUCCACAAGAGGAGGGCGACUGUCACAGAUUUGCCUCUCUACUACUCUGGACACCUGCUGAAGAAACUCUCCAAAGAAAAGGAUUUUAAGAAAUACUACGGAGAGCUCCGGGGAGCCACACUCUUUCUGUACAAAGAUGACACGCAGGAUACAUACACAGAGAAGCUGGACCUGGAGAAGCUGACAUCCAUGGAGUUAGAUUCUCCGUAUCAGAGGAAGGCACCAACUAUUUUCACUCUCACCCUUCACACAGAGGUGGUGCAGCUAAAGAUGGACAACUCUGACACAGGAGAGGAGUGGAGGGGUUAUAUCCUGACUGUGGUCAAAAAAAAGAUUCCCAGUAAGUUGCAGCUGCUGCCUGGCCAGAUGUUACUGCUGCAGGAGGCUCUGGAUCAGGAGAGGAAAAGAAAGCCCCCUAUAGCACGUCCACCCCUCCCGCCCCGACCAUCCUUCCUCCCCUCACCCUCAGCCUCACCCUUCCGUCCAUUGCCCAAAGAAAAGCCUAGCCACAACUCCCCUGACAUUCCUGCAUGUUUCUAUAGCGUGACUCGGCAGGAGGCUGAGCAAAUGUUGGAGGCAAACCCCGAGAAUGGAGGCAUCAUCCUCCGCCCGUCCACUCUGGCCAACAACUACGCCCUGACUCUCAGACAACUGACACCCAGUGGGCCCGUCAUGAAGAACUACAGAGUGGCAUCCACAAACUCAGGGUUUGUCAUUGAACUGGACACAGCAGUGAUGGUCGCCUCCUUGAAUGAUGUACUUAAAUACUUCAUAGAAAAGACAGAGUACCGUCUUCAUCCCUACAUGGCAUCUCAGCCCUACGACACUCGCAUCGAUGUGUCACCUGCUCCAAAGUGUGUCAGCAUCACCUCACCUACACCUAAAACAAUACCUAAGGCACAAGUGGCACCUAUGCUGCGUUCACAGAACAAAGUGGAGCUUCUGCAGCCUCCAACCAAGGAGGAGGGUGAAUAUGUGAUUCCUGAUGAUCCGAGUCCUGAUCACAACCUGAGGCUAGUCCAGUUAGAUGGAGAACUUCGGGACGUUUUAAAGUUUCGGCGGGAAAACAUGUACACUGCAUCUGACAAGGAGGAAGUCACAAUAUAUGAGAAUCAAACCACUGGAAAAUCCCCAUCAGGCACCGCACAAUGGGCCACGUGGAGUGCAGCAGUGUGAGGCAUCUCGGUCCACUGUUGUUGCUAAGUUAGUCUGCUCGUUUAAUAUUUCAUUUUUAACGUCAGAUGAGAGAUAACCUGUUGCCCUGUGGAUUUGAGAAACUGCUGCAACCUUUAGUUUAUUUCAGAAAUGCCCUGGACAAAUGCAUUUGUUAAAUUAAAAUCAAUCUCUUAAAGUGGGGGUCUCAAACUCAAAGUAUCUGGAUUGUUCUCUUUCUUCUGUUUGUCUGUGUUAAAAUGCUAACGUGCUUAUCAGCACUAAACACAAAGUACAGCUAAUGCAGAUGGAAAUGUCAUUGUUUUUGCUAAUAUUUAGUCAUAAUCCAAAGUAUUGUCUGGACAAUCUAAAGAUGAAAAAAUCAGGGGAUCGAAAAGAUUACAAUUCAUUCUUUGUAAACAUGAAUAUCUGUACUAAAUGUCUCAGCAAUCCAUCUAAUAGUUGUUUAGAUAUCACAAUAAAAAAUAUACAGUAUGUAUUUCAACCUCAUGGUGAAAACUAAAGUCUGGAUUACCAAAUAACAAAAAAAGCCUAUUUUUGCUGCCCAUAUUUACCAAUAGCCACUAUUACCAAAUGAAUACAUGGUUUUCACAUUGCAAUAGUAUAACAUGAUUAUUAAGGUAUAUUUUCAUCUUCUUGAUGAAAGAUUUACAAAUCACUGUGACUGUUCAAUCAUGAAGUCAAAUAGUUUUGUGUCAUUUGUGUCUAAAUUGUGCCAAGAGAUAACCGUUAAAGAUCUCUUUGAUAGACAACUUUAUCACCCAGAUUCAAAUAGAUAAUUAUUCCAAACUUUUGCUACCGAUUAUUUUCGUAUUUAUUAUCAACAGCACAAACCGACUGAUCUACAUGUGAUAUGGAUGUUUGGAAGGGUAUCAUGCUUUCUGAUUUUUCUCAAUGAUUAUGGUUUAAAAGUGUAAAAAUGAACAUGUCAAAAUUGCAUGAGACAAUUAUUGUACAGCUCUGAAUGAUUGUCCAUUUUUUUAUAUGAAAGAAUGAUGAAACUUUAAAAUAAACUUUACACACAUGUGAAUCUGUGAAGCACUGAAUAAAAAACACAUACUCCAGGAUGAUCAUUAUUCUUUAUUUUUCACAGAUAGGAGUAAGCCAACAUAAAUGUUUCAAAUGUUCAUAUUUUUAUAAGUUAAGUCCAUUAAGAUUGUAUUUUCUUAUUUUCAUCAUUAUCAUGGGACAUGUUAUAUGUUUAAUAUUUAAGGAUCAUUCAUCACUCAAUAAAGACCGCAUGACUGUGAAAAAUUGUUGAA
Molecule: messenger RNA, 2748 nt
Organism: Etheostoma spectabile (orangethroat darter)
Lineage: Eukaryota; Metazoa; Chordata; Actinopteri; Perciformes; Percidae
Product: signal-transducing adaptor protein 1
Exons: 10
Coding region: 293-1489 (398 amino acids)
Biological process (GO): positive regulation of B cell receptor signaling pathway; cell surface receptor protein tyrosine kinase signaling pathway
Molecular function (GO): protein kinase binding; signaling adaptor activity
Source: RefSeq, a predicted model, not a curated record